AUGCCUUCCUAGAUCCAAACAAAUCCACGCCAAUCAAGCACGCAUAAAACAACUGACCAACGCAUUGACCACCUAAGCACGCCAUGAUUUCUCUUCUCUUCUUGGCCCUCUCCCUCCCUAAACACGCCAUGUAAUCCCGUUCUUCCCCGCCGAGCUGCGGCCGGAACGCCAUUGAUCGGCAGUAGCGGCGGAACGCAGAAGUUGCGUGCUCGAUCAAGCCAGUCAAGUGCAGCGGUGAUGAACGCGCCGCCGGGCGACGACGGCGGCGGCAGCGCGCACGGCGUCUUCGGGUCGACCGGCAUCAGCGGGUUCGGCUACGGCGUGGGCGUCUCCGUCGGCAUCCUCCUCGUCGUCUCCACCAUCGCGCUCGCCGUCUACUUCUGCACGCGCACGUCCAUGCCCGUGGCCGCUGCCGCCGCCGGCGGCGGAGGCGCGCCGCCGCGCCCCGACGUCGAGCGGGGCAUCGACGAGGCCACGCUCGAGGCGUUCCCGGCGGUGGCGUACGCGGAGGCGAGGAAGGCGCGGCGGCGGGAGCGGCAGCAGCAGCAGCAGCAGGCGUGCUGCCCCGUCUGCCUCGACAACUACGGCGACGGCGACGUGGUCCGGGUGCUCCCCGACUGCGGCCACCUGUUCCACCGCGCGUGCGUCGACCCCUGGCUCCGGCAGCGCCCCACGUGCCCCGUCUGCCGGACCUCGCCGCUGCCGAGCCCCAUGCCGACGCCGCUCGCCGAGGUCACGCCGCUCGCGUCCGCAAGGCCGUCGUGAGGCUUCUUCGUGCCUUUCUUUUUUACCAGCACUCUGCUUCGUUUCCUAUUUGGUCGCCAACCAUUUCAUUCGUACACAUACAUAGCACGGUGUAAUUAGGAGGUACCGCAAAAAUGAUUUCCUGGGGUUGUAAACUUUAGUAGAAUAGCGUUCAGUGUACACAUACAUUGUAGUGUAGGACAGUUAAGAGGUUUUUGGUCUCUGAAGAAUUUGAAGUUUCAUCCAUCUACA
Panicum virgatum (switchgrass) is the source of this 996-nucleotide messenger RNA. RefSeq names its product RING-H2 finger protein ATL70-like. The transcript has a single exon. NCBI's taxonomy places the organism in Eukaryota, Viridiplantae, Streptophyta, Magnoliopsida, Poales, Poaceae. The record is from RefSeq and is a predicted model, not a curated record. The coding region runs from base 238 to 765 and encodes 175 amino acids.